Molecule: messenger RNA, 1158 nt
Organism: Daktulosphaira vitifoliae (grape phylloxera)
Lineage: Eukaryota; Metazoa; Arthropoda; Insecta; Hemiptera; Phylloxeridae
Product: E3 SUMO-protein ligase ZBED1-like
Exons: 5
Coding region: 1-1158 (385 amino acids)
Molecular function (GO): DNA binding
Source: RefSeq, a predicted model, not a curated record
AUGAAUUCGGAUAAAUACUCAAAUACUGGAUACGACGAUAAUUCGGCAUUCCGCUUUUCAAAUAACACAUUCGAUCGACUAGUGCGAGUGCGACUACUCGAUUUUGCAAUGCUGCCUCCCAAGAGUAAAUGUUGGAUUUAUUUUAAAAAAGUUGACAAAGUUAAUGCGGAGUGCAAAAUUUGCACCCAAGGAGUAAAAUACUGUGGCAAUACGUCCAACUUAAGUAAACAUUUAAAAAAACAUCCAAAUGUAUUGGAACCCGGAACGAGUGGUUCAACAAGAAAAACUUGUAAACAAUUGAAAUUAGAUGUGACACCUUAUUGUAAAUUUGUAACCUGCCUUAAACAAACUAGUAAUAUUGUUCUUUCAACAACCAUUGUACAAGAUCCCGAAUCUGAGACAGAGGAAUGUGUAGAUGAUCCAAAUUUAAAACGACCAAUUAUUGAUUCAUUUAACCGAAUCAGCUCAUAUGCAGAGGGUGGUUUCAAUCAUAGGAAAAUCACCAUGUAUUUACUGUACUUUAUUUGUAAAGAUUACCGACCUUUUGCUGUUGUAGAAGGAGAAGGAUUUAAGAGAUUAUUCAAAGAAUUGGCGCCAUCAUAUAAAAUCCCUUCGGUUACAACAUUGAAAAAUGCUCUUGAUAAUAAAUAUGAGGCCACAAAAGAAUUAUUAAAAGGUUGUUUGUUGGCAGCACCACAUGUGUGUAUUACAUUGGAUUCAUGGACUGAAACGAUGAAUGAAAAAAGUUUUCUUGGUGUGACAGUACACUACCUCAAGGAUAUAUCUAUUAAAUCACAUUGUUUAGCCGUUGCAGAACUGAAGGAAAGACAUUCUGCUCAAUAUAUCAGUGAGAUUCUAGAUAAAAUUCUUUCAGACUGGCAAAUUGAUAAAAGUAAAAUUUUUACUGUUGUAACGGAUGAUGGUGCAAAUGUAGUUGCUGCCGUUAAUAAAACAUUCGGCAAGAGUAGGCAUACUCCAUGCUUUGCACAUACCAUUAACCUAGUGGCAACACAUACAGUUGGUCAAAAAAAUAUGAAACCUAUAAUUUCCAAAGUAAGAGAAAUUGUAAAAUGGGUGAAAAACAGCGUCAUCCACAGUGAUCAAUUGAGAAAAAAACAGUCUAAAGCUGGAUUCCUGAGGGAAAAUUUAAAAAAUUAA